AUGUCAUACUCAUCAGCCAUGACGACCUUAAUUAAAAACCCGCAGUUACGCCUUCUAAACGCUCUACGAGCCGACUCAAAGCCUAUCAUGACCUUUCUAGGCCUUCCGUCCCUCCGCACAGCCCAAGUCGUGGCUCAGACCGGCGUUGAUGGUAUUAUUAUAGAUUGCGAGCAUGGACAUAUCAGCGAUGAUUCCAUGCACAGUCCCACUGCCGCUAUCGCCGCUUUGGGUGUCUCGCCGCUUGUUCGUCUCAGAAUGACCCACGUCGAUUUGAUUAAAAGAGCUUUAGAUGCUGGUGCACAUGGAAUUGUUGUACCUCAGAUCAAUACUGCCGAAGAAGCCAGGACCGUCGUGUCCUAUUCAAAAUUCCCUCCGCAGGGGGUUCGAGGCCAAGGCUCAGCUUUUCCAGCCAUCGCUCACGGUAUCGAUAUCCCGACAUACCUGAAAACGGCGAACGAAACGAUUAUCACCUGUCUUCAGAUUGAAUCAAAAGAGGGAGUUGAGAAUGUUGACGCUAUCUGCGCUGUACCUGGUAUUGAUAUGAUCUUCAUUGGGCCGAACGAUCUUGCUCUAUCGGUCCUUGGCUAUGUCCCCGCAAAGGGGAAUGAGCCCGACUUUGUCAACGCAGUUGAAAAGAUCGUGGCAGCAGCCAGAAAGCAUAGCAAAUGGGUGGGUCGGUUAUCGAAUAACGGGGCUUUAUGCAGGGAGCAUCUGACAGUGUUUGACACCGUAGCGAUGAGUUACGAUAUUCGGGCGAUGCAAAACUGGUAUACGGCCGAGUUGCAAAUUGCGCGUUCGUGA
Molecule: messenger RNA, 801 nt
Organism: Penicillium mononematosum
Lineage: Eukaryota; Fungi; Ascomycota; Eurotiomycetes; Eurotiales; Aspergillaceae
Product: HpcH/HpaI aldolase family protein
Exons: 4
Coding region: 1-801 (266 amino acids)
Cellular component (GO): cytoplasm
Molecular function (GO): aldehyde-lyase activity
Source: RefSeq, a predicted model, not a curated record